Molecule: messenger RNA, 699 nt
Organism: Diatraea saccharalis (sugarcane borer)
Lineage: Eukaryota; Metazoa; Arthropoda; Insecta; Lepidoptera; Crambidae
Source: the annotation of a GenBank genome assembly
UUAUCUAGUUUUAAUGAUAUCAUCAAUAAUAUAAUGUAUAAUGAUAAACAAAUAUUUUAUCCCGUUUUUUGAUAUCCGAACUGAGCGCCACUUCUCACGCCUCACCAUAGGCAUUGCCUUCCCCUUUUUAUGUCUUGAUACAGUUUUUUGAUAGAUAUCCUUUCUGGUUCUCGCUAACGAACGACAGUUUGACUGUCCCGAUUUUUUCUCUAAAAGCUGGCAACCCUGGUCCACAGUUUACAAAAUUUAAAAUAAGUCUAAAUGUUAGAACAACUCGCGGAACGCUAUGGCCUAUCAUUAGUCACCUCUGUGCCGACAGGCAGUCUGCCACCGCGCGUUCACCGUGGACGCAAACUGACGGGCAUGCAACCUCGGCGUCAUAGGCGGCGCGCAGGCUUACAACGAUGGAUGACUACACCAGCCGAGGAACUGUCUAAAGAUAUUUGGAAUAAGGGACUGCGACCCGUAGAAUGUGAAUUUAUGCGACCCUUGCUUGCUGAACGGCAAUACAGACCUGAUGAUAUGUCUUCGUGUCUAGAUUCGGAACAGGAUGACGCAGAAUACGUGCUUACUCAAAUGCACAAAAGCAAGGAGUCACUUGCUAAAAGUCAAAGAAAAAUUAUUGAGUCUGAACCUUCUACGGUCCGAAAACAACUCAACGUGGAAAAUAGCACAAGAAAUGGCAACAAUUAUAAUUAA